Messenger RNA from Girardinichthys multiradiatus, 5547 nucleotides. RefSeq names its product serine/threonine-protein kinase BRSK2-like. The record is from RefSeq and is a predicted model, not a curated record. NCBI's taxonomy places the organism in Eukaryota, Metazoa, Chordata, Actinopteri, Cyprinodontiformes, Goodeidae. Gene Ontology annotation, biological process: protein phosphorylation; microtubule cytoskeleton organization; intracellular signal transduction. Gene Ontology annotation, cellular component: cytoplasm. Gene Ontology annotation, molecular function: tau-protein kinase activity; protein serine/threonine kinase activity; ATP binding. Bases 384 to 3062 code for a protein of 892 amino acids. The transcript is spliced from 20 exons.
AGUGAGUUGGAGCUGUUGGAGGGAGCUGGACCGGCGGCAGCAGUAGAUGCUGUCCCAUCAUCAGAUCACACCCAACGGAGCUGCAGCGCACCGCUCCUCCGGCCGAACACCAUGACACCCGGAUUCAGGAACGCAGCCUGAGCCGCACUGAGGACCAAACCCCCGGAGGACCGCGAGCACACGCACACGGUCACGUCUACACGCACGCGGGCACGCUCACGCGCGGGUCAGCGACGCCGAAGAUCGCAGCGACCCACCGGCAGAUACCCGCACGAACAGGGAGGCGAACUCCAGCCGCGCCGCGGAGCUGUCGCUGCAGAGACGCGUCCCGCGAGAGAAUCGAGUCCGUGAAAGUCAUUUCACGCCCACGCAGAUUUUAAAACAUGUCAUCUUCGGGCAAGGACGCCAACAGCGGGCAUUACGCCAACUAUGUGGGACCCUACCGGCUGGAGAAGACGCUGGGAAAAGGACAGACAGGUCUUGUGAAGCUGGGCGUCCAAUGUGUCACAGGUCAGAAGGUCGCCAUAAAGAUCGUCAACAGAGAAAAGCUCAGCGAGUCUGUUCUUAUGAAGGUUGAGCGGGAGAUUGCCAUUCUGAAACUCAUCGAGCAUCCCCACGUUCUGAAGCUCCACGAUGUCUACGAAAACAAGAAAUACCUGUACCUGGUGCUAGAACACGUGUCCGGAGGUGAGCUUUUUGACUACUUGGUGAAGAAAGGCCGACUGACCCCCAAAGAGGCCAGAAAGUUCUUCAGACAGAUCAUCUCAGCGCUGGACUUCUGCCACAGCCACUCCAUAUGCCACAGAGAUCUGAAGCCCGAGAACUUGUUGUUAGAUGAGAAGAACAACAUCAGAAUAGCGGAUUUCGGCAUGGCGUCUCUGCAGGUCGGGGACAGUCUGCUGGAGACCAGCUGUGGAUCUCCUCACUACGCCUGCCCGGAGGUGAUCAGGGGAGAGAAGUAUGACGGGAGGAAAGCAGACGCGUGGAGCUGCGGGGUCAUCCUGUUUGCACUUUUAGUAGGCGCGCUGCCGUUUGACGACGACAACCUGAGGAACCUUCUGGAGAAGGUGAAGCUGGGAGUUUUCCACAUGCCUCACUUCAUUCCUCCAGACUGUCAGAACCUUCUGCGAGGAAUGAUUGAGGUGGAUGCCACCAAACGGCUGACGUUAGAGCAGAUCCAGAAGCACACGUGGUAUCUAGCUGGAAAAAACGAGCCUGAGCCAGAGCAGCCAGUUCCGAGGAAGGUGGCCAUCAGGAUGCUGGGUUCGCCCGAGGAGAUUGACCCAGAUGCCCUGGAGAGCAUGCACUCCCUGGGCUGCUUCAGAGACAAGGAAAAACUGACCAAAGACCUGCUGUCUGAGGAUGACAACCAGGAGAAGAUGAUCUACUUCCUGCUGCUGGACCGGAAGGAGAGAUACCCGAGCCACGAGGACCAGAACCUGCCACCCCGUAAUGAGAUCGAUCCUCCUAGGAAGCGCGUGGACUCGCCCAUGCUAAGUCGCCACGGCAAGCGGAGACCCGAGAGGAAAUCCAUGGAGGUGCUGACCGUCACAGAGGGGGGAUCCCCUGUCCCGGUGCGACGAGCCAUCGACAUGGCGACCCACGGUCAGAGCAAAUCGGUUUUCAGUAAAAGCUUGGAUAUCACAAACGCUAACUGCAGCAAGGAGGAAAGGUCGCGGUCGAUCAGCGGAGCGUCCUCUGGUCUGUCCACCAGCCCCCUCAGCAGUCCCAGGCCCCACCGGCGGUUUUUCGUCCCGCCCCAGUCCCCCGAUCUGUGUCAGUCCCCUAACUGCAGCCCCACACACUCCCCUGAAGUCCGCCUUAAUGGGGUGGGUUCACGCGCGCCCAACUCCUACCAGCCAAAGAUGGGGUCCCCCCUCAUGCAUCCACGCACGCAGACCCUCCCUGCCAAGCCCAAAGUGUCAGAGAAGCCCCUGCAGACCACCAGGUCCAACCCACUCCCCCACACGGCUCAGACCCCCAGCACCCCUAAAUCUGAGUCGUCCACAGCGAGCCAGUCCCUCGCUCCCUGCGUCCCCAAUAGCCCCCGGACCAGGCGACACCCUCCCCUCACAGUCCCUCCCAAGUUGUCCAUCCCCCUUUCCCCAGUGCCCCCCAUGUCUCCCCUCCGUCGCCACCACUUCCACCCUGACCACAAUGGAAAAUCUGUCCCCAUCACGCAGGUAACCCCUCACCCUUCCCCUAGAGGAAGUCCUCUCCCUACCCCAAAAGGCACACCUGUGCACACACCCAAGGACAGCCCGACUGGGACGCCGAGCCCCACGCCACCACCGAGCCCCUCCAUCGGCGGGAUGCCGUGGAGGACGCGCCUCAACUCCAUCAAGAACAGCUUCCUGGGCUCGCCGCGCUUCCACCGCCGGAAAAUGCAAGUUCCCACCCAGGAGGACAUGUCCAGCCUCACCCCAGACUCAUCUCCAGAGCUGGCUAAGAAGUCGUGGUUUGGGAACUUCAUCAACCUGGAGAAAGAGGAGCAGAUCUUCAUAGUGAUCCGAGACAAACCUCUGAGCUCCAUAAAGGCCGACAUCGUUCACGCCUUCCUCUCUAUUCCCAGCCUGAGCCACAGCGUCAUCUCUCAGACCAGUUUCCGAGCAGAGUACAAGUCCACGGCCGGCCCGACGGUUUUCCAGAAGCCAGUGAAGUUCCAGGUGGACAUCACGUACACGGAGAGCACCGGCGCCACCAAAGAGAACGGCAUCUACUCGGUCACCUUCACCCUUCUCUCAGGUCCAAGUCGGCGUUUCAAGCGUGUGGUGGAGACCAUCCAGGACCAGCUUCUCAGUUCCAACGACCAGCCAGGCAUCCAGCCACAGAUAUCCGGCAGCCCGUUGAGUAACUUCUUUGACGUAAUUAAACAGCUUUUUUCAGACGAGAAGAACAUCCAAACGUCGCACUCCCCAGGCGCCCCUACCUCGACUAGCUCCCCCACCAAGCAUGCCCCUGGCAGCAGGCCCACCCUGGCCCCACCCAAUGACUCUAAAUGCCCCCCAGGCAAAGACAAAACAAAGAUGGCCGCCAGCAACAGGACACAGGAACACCCUUAAGGAGCCGUAGCUGUGCAUGACUAGAUGAAAAGCAGUAAUCAGGUCAUUAAGAAGCAGAGAGCGGCUAACUUUACCCUUUAGCUCUGAGUGAAAGUUAAAAUCUACUUUUUGCCUAUAAAUUUUGUACUGUAUAAUGGGAAUGGCUCCGUUUAAAAGUCGAUCAGUAUUUUAAAAGCUAGUAGCAAAUGUAGCUUUGCUGUCCCUCCCUCCUUGUGUCCCUCUCUGUGUCCUCCUCACAUGUGUGAUGGCUUGACUUGUCUCUGCCACCAGGGAUCAUCCAUAAUAGCUAUUAACCUCGACGGCUCCUCAGCUGCAGCUCACGGCCCGCCACCACCAAACCGAGCCCAACGCUGAGGAAAAGGCGGAGGACGCCUGUUUGAGUUCACUUCGCCCCACAUUACCAAACAGAAACCAUCUCAGAAAAGUUGAAAAAAGGAAGAAGAAAAAAAAAAGGCCUUAAGACAGUGAUGUUUGUCAUACCCCCCAUCAGUUUUCCCACAUGUACAUAAAAAAUUACAAAACGGACGUCUUUAUGGGAUAAUCUGACUUGAUUCGGUGGAGUCGGGCGGAGGCAGACUGAGGGACGAACACGGGCUGGAUGGUAGUUCUUUUAAUCGUUGAGUUUCUUUGUGAAAGACUAAACUUCUGAGGACUUUCAGGAAACCCAUUCUGGCAAUUCGACGGCAUCCCCGGAAGUAAAACGUGGGGCAGUUUGGUGGCGAAAUAAAAAUGAAUGAUCUCUUCUGUUGUACAGACCAGUUAGUGAUCUGUGUUUUCAUUACGUUUUAAGUCGAUCUGUAUUUAUGUUCAGUCGUGGUCACACCAGAAGGGAAAUCAAAGUUUUCUGUGAAAUUAGUGCAAAGCUGCAAUUUUUAAAACAAAGACAGGAGGAAGUGAUUGUGGUUCUUUAGCUGAACGAUUAACUGUCUGAUGAAAUGCUCUCACUGUGUGUUGGCGCUAACGUAGCUGUUGGUACUGUUAGCGUAGCUGACGUCGCUCCAUCACCUGCUGAGAAGGAGAACUAAAUAAGAUUUACGACUGAUGGUACCUUCAUGAACUCGGCCUGAAAUGCAUCGUUUUGCAAAAUCUUUCUUCUGUGGCAAUAACACACAAGGAUUUUGCCGAUUCUAAAAGAGGAAUUUAAGCAAAAUCAGAUAUAGACUUUGUUAACCUGCAGUCUAGAAUUCAAUGGUUAAUUUCAGAGAAACAUUAACUGUAAUAAAAAGCUUUGAUGAAUGCAUUCUUGGAUUUUGACCAUCGUCUGGUCUAACAUCGUUAAAGGUAGAAUACCCGGCGUUCUGAUUCGACAGAUUAUUUUUCCCAGCGUAGUGCUGAAUGCUAGACUAUUAUUGGCUAUUAAGAUACACAUGAUGCAACAAAGCAUGAAUUAAAUGUCCUUUUAUGCAGCUACAGCUGGUGCCCUCUGCUGAUGGUUUAGUAGAAUGCAACUCUAAGACAAACUUUAUACCAUUUUAUUCUUAUUAGUAGCAUUUAAUUAAUUUUGGUGUUUCAGAGCAGACUGGUGUGACCACACUGUUAGUAAAAUGUUCUUGUUAUGUUAUUUUGCACUUUUGACAGCACUUCAGUUACAUUUAGUUAUUUAGGUUUUUUUGUAUUAUCUGCAGGUUUCAGACAAUACUGAACUGCUGCAAAUAUUUUUCUAAUUGAUUACAUUUUUCAUGCGCUAUUUAUCAGUUAUUUAUAUCAAAGAUGUAGAGAAUGUUCCUGAAAUCAAUUAUUUAAAGAUAUUUUUGUUAUUUUUAAUUUAUUUUUUUUUGGCCAAUAUUUUUCCCUGUUUUUUUUUUUUUUUUUUUUGAAGAGAGAAACUUUGUAAUAUAUGUUUGAAACUGAUUUGUUGUAAUUUAAGAAUGUAGUCUUAGCCUCUUUGGGAGGACCACGUCACCUCCUCCUUCCUCCCUUUCUGUGCGUAUGAAGACUCAGAGCUCACCAAACAAGUUUCCUGACGAGCUUAUUUAAAGACAUUUAAAGAGAUUUCUGUUCUUAGCUUUGACCUUGUACGGUUGUUUGCAUGUUCAGCAUUCGUCUUUUCUUUGCAUGUCGCUGUUGAAAUGUUCACCUGUUCCCCUUUUCUGUCUGGGCUUUUAUGCAUUUUUUAUUGGAGUUUUGCAUUAAUUUUCCCUUCAGAUUUUGUAUUUUUUAUAUUAUUUACUUUGCCAGUCUCUUCUUUCCCUUUAUAUUUGAUUACUGUGCACACAGUACAUUUGCAAAGCAUCCUCUUCAUUCAUCCUUCUCGGAGAAGGACCUCGCCAGCGUUGGAGGCGCUCACUCGGGCCAGCUGGGUGGGUCAUCAGAGAAAACUUAAAGCAAUACCUUCCAUCGUUCGCUUUUUCUACUGUGGGAAUCCAGAGCACACUGAACGGACUCGGAGCGGUACCACUGAGCAGGAUAACCACUGGCAAUGUAUUCCCUUGUGAUGUUACUGUGAACAAAUUCAGUGCUAAAGGAAUAAAUCUGUUGACUUUCA